This is a messenger RNA of Acanthamoeba castellanii str. Neff, 6117 nucleotides long. Its product is annotated as protein kinase domain containing protein. Bases 1 to 6117 code for a protein of 2038 amino acids. Gene Ontology annotation, cellular component: signaling receptor complex. The record is from RefSeq and is a predicted model, not a curated record. NCBI's taxonomy places the organism in Eukaryota, Discosea, Longamoebia, Acanthamoebidae. Gene Ontology annotation, molecular function: transmembrane receptor protein tyrosine kinase activity; ATP binding; protein binding. The transcript has 26 exons. Gene Ontology annotation, biological process: protein phosphorylation; multicellular organism development; cell surface receptor protein tyrosine kinase signaling pathway.
AUGCAGGCGUUGAAGCUCAAAAUCAACAAAAUAAGGGCUCGCGCAUCCUCGCCCCCACCCAGCCCGGCGCCGGUGGUCCCCGCGGCAGCACCGAAGGUGCGGCCGAGCAAGUUUGAUGGACCGGUGUUCGCUGCGCUGCUGGAAGACCUGAGAAACGAAAACGGAGCAGGCAAGAGCGAAAGCGAAAGCGAAGGCGAGAAAAGAGCGAAGAAGAGCGAAGACGACGGAGCAGGUCUGGAGCGGAGCGGGGAGGACGCGGGCACGGGAGCGGGAGCCGGACGACGCCAGCGCUGGGCGAGGCCUGCUGGGGAGGAGGAGGCGAAGAGAAAAGCGGAGAGAGACGAGAAGAAGACGCGACGGCGAAGCCUAGGCGUGUUCUUGGAGUCGGGCAGGCGCAGCGGCGAGAACGAUCUGCGCUCGCUGCUGGCCGGGCUCGGCAGCCCACGCACACCAAAGGCCGACGUAUCCAAGGAGAAGGCCAAGUCGCGCAGGAACGAAGAGCGACGAAGAGCGAAGGAAGGCGAAAAAGAACGAGCCAAGGUGGAAAAAGAGAAAGAGAAGACGAAAGCAAAGGACAAGGGCAAUAGCAGGGAGAAGGGCAAAGAAAAGGAGACGGAGGAGGCAGCAGCUGCAGAAAGCGAAAGGCCGAUCAAUCGAACGCGUCGAAGGAGUGCGAGCAUGGAUCGGCUGGGCUUGUCGCAUCGCAGCUCCGUCUCACCCUUGGGCAAGGGCGCCAAGUCGGACAGCGAAGACGAUCGGGCCAAGCGGCAGCGGAACAUGGCGGGGAACGAGAGCCCGAACGUCAUUCGACGGGAGGAGGAGGCGGCGGAUGUCAUCAAGAAGCCGAAGGGGCUGUCCGCCGACAGUUGGCGCGAGUCGGGCGCCGCGAGCGGCGAGACGGCCAGUCGGCAGGUGUCGCGGAGUCAAAGGAAGAACAGAAACAUCAACAGCGACCACGCCGAGGAGCAAGCCUGGGAAUGCCUUGAUCUCUCCAAGCGGUAUCUUGAUCACUGGGCUGUGGAGGAGCUGUGCCAAGUGUUGAUGACCAACACCCGAAUCAAGCGACUCCGUUUGUCGAAGAACAGGAUCGGCGAUGAGGGCCUGGACCACCUCAGCGCCAUGCUGAGCCGCAACACCACGCUCACCACCCUCGACCUGCGAUUCAACAACCUGACGUCGGAGGGAGUGGGCCGGCUCUUGUCGAGCAUCGAGCGAUCGAACGUGACCUUGACCACGCUGCUCGUGAAGGAGAAGGAGGACGAAGAGAGCGAGCAAGAGGGCGUGGCUGCAGUGGGACCCGCCACCGCGUAUCGCAAGCGUCUCCAGAGAGUGGUCAAGUCCAACCGCAGCUUUCAGAAGGUGUUGAGCGGAUCUGCGUGCAAGCUCCGGGAGCUAGACUACUCGGGCAAUGCGCUCGAAACGGUGCCGUCGCAGAUCGGUCAGCUGCGGCGAUUGUGCGUGCUCAACCUCUCAGAGAAUCGGCUGCAAUCGCUGCCACCGUCGCUCGUCGAUUGCACGUCGCUGGUGCACCUCCACCUGGCGAACAACCUCCUCACCGAGGACGUCUCCAACAACCAAAUCGCGUCACUGCCGCGACAUGAACUCCUGAGCAUGACAGGGCUGCGCUCCGGCUCGAGCCUGCUCCGCUACUUGCGGGAGCAGAGCGCGUUGGCCGACUUCAGCACGCAGGCCGUGUCGACACUCAACCUCAUCGUGUUGGGCAACGAACGGUCGGGCAAGACGACGCUCAUUCACCACUUGAUGGACGUCAACAAGCAGCAGCGGGUCAUGCGACAUCGGUCGCUGGGCAAGGACCCAGUCGAAGCUCUGCAGACUCUGUCUCCCUUUCUCGAUAUUCAGGAUUGGGAAGUGAAGAAGGCAAAGAGCGAAACGGCGGUUCGCUUUCGCGUUUGGGAUUUUGUCGACUAUGACACAUACUACCCGGCACACAAGUGUUUCCUGGCCAAGCGGAGCAUUAUCAUUGUUCUCUUCGACCUUUCCCUUCCGUCGCGAGCUUCACAACUCGAAUACUGGCUGCAGUCCAUACACGAAAGCAAGGCUGAGGGCACUCCGGUGAUCAUCGUGGGCCGAUGGGGCGACGCCCCGGCUGGCACCGGUUACCGGGGCACAUCGCAGGCAUCGCAGGCUGCAGAAGCGGCACACAAGCUGGUGCCCAAGUUCAAGUCCCGCUUUCCGCACAUCGUCACCCAUCUCAUCACCAGCAGCAAAGGCAAAUCAGUAGCCCGGCUGCGGGACAAACUGUUGGAGCUGGCGUUUUCGCUGCCCUUUAUUCCCGACUCCAUCCCGUCAUCGCACGUGCGCCUCCAGCUGAAGAUCGAGAAGCAGUCCCGCUUCAAGCCCUUCUUGAGUCUCGAUGAGUUCAAGGGAUUGGCGCGGCAGUGCGGCGUCGCCACGGACACCUCGCUGGAAGUGGCCGUACAGUGGUUGAAGGAGAUGGGCUCGAUCAUCUACGUCGGCAACCACCGCGGCAGCGGCUCCAGCCGCUCCAAGAGGCGCGUGGCCCCUGUCGCCGCCGCUGCCGCCAACAUCAGCUCACCACCGUCGCAAAUCUCGUCGUGGCCCUCGACCUCAUCGUCGUCAUCAUCGUCAUCACCCUCCUACUCGUCGUCAUCGACCACCACCUCCUACACCACCGACGACCCGUCGGCGCCGGCGCCGGCAUCGGCUCGCGCCAGGCGGAGUCCCCUCCCGCGCCUGAUAUCAGGCGAGGAGGAGACCCGGCUACUCAACGACUUCAUCAUCGUCUCGCCUAAGUGGGUGCUCGAGGCCAUCGGCGCUAUCACGUCGGCGCGGCACACCUACCUGUCGUGCCGGGGCGAGGUGACCUUCGCCACGCUCAGCCAAAAGAUAUGGAGCGCUGCCGCAACGUUUCCGGUCCAGUCGCACUUCCCGCUCGCCCGCGUGCUGCACGAGUACGGCGUGCUACGGCUCAUCGACGCCACGACCGACGCCGCGAGCGGGGCCAACACUACUGCGUCUGCGGCGGCGGCAGAGAUCGUCGACGGUGGACAGGUGGAGGCGGGUGGGAUGAAGGUCGGCCUGACGCUACAGGCUACUACUUCUACCCAUGUGGCCCAGCCGAUGAGGAAUUUGGGCACCCUGGUGGUCAAGUGCUGGUGGAUGGAGGAGUUCGAACACGCCAGCGACAUUCGACGCUUAAAGAAGGCGACCACGGUCAAACGCGUGCUCGAGAUUCUGCAACUCGAAAAAUACAUCCCCGUCCUGCUCGAGCACGAGGUCACGUUCAAGUCGUUCAUUCUGCUCAACGAAGAUGAUCUCAAGGACAUGGGGAUCCCGACCGGCCCGCGCAAGUCGCUGCUGGCCGCGAUCGAGGUGGUCAAGAAGCACUCGCCGUUCUCGCUGGCCAUUCCUUCGUCGUCGUCGCCGGCGACGACAGCGACGGCGAGCGGGCCUCGUUCGCCCCCGCGCAGCCCAUCGCUGUCGACGCCCGAGCGCAUACGACUCGAGGACCUCAAGCACCACGUCGACAAGAAACCGUCGAGCCCCCACAGCCCUUCUAAGGUGGCUGACGAGAGCGGCGGCGGCGGUGCACAGGACGUGGGCGCCGCCACGGGGACGGGACCACACGACCGAGUCGACAAAAGGCGACAGCAGCGAGGCAAAGAGCGAAUAACGCGAAAGCGAGAGAGCGAAAGCGGCGAGCACUUCACGAAGCGAAGGAGCAACAAGGAGCAGGAGGUAGUGGAGCAGGACGACGCGCACAUGCGCCUCGGCUCGGCGGGCGGCAGCCCCGGUCGACGACGCGCCCACUCCUCGCCGAUCAUGCCCGUCCAGCUGCUAAUCGACUCCUCCUCGAACCUCGCCACCCGCUCGCCACCAUCGCCGACCACCGCCGCGCGGGGCAAGCGCUUCGGAAUUAAAAACGCGCGCAAGUCGCUCGAGCGCCGCCUCCACAACCUCAUCUCUCCCGGGCGAGAGAGCGACGGCGACGGCGGAGACCUGGCGCAGCAGCAGCAGCACCCGCUGGGCCGGCACUCGGCGGGCGGCAAGAAGGACCGGUCCGCGCGGAGCAAGAAGGGCGUGCGACUGGCCACAUCGGACUCAACCACGCUGCUCUCCCAUUCGACGCCGUCCACGGCUCGGCUCAGCUACGCCGCGGCGAUGGCCUCGCCGCCGACCUCGCCGACGUCGGCUUCGUCUUCGUCGUCGUCGCCAUCAUCAUCGUCGCCUUCUAUGCCUCCGCUCUCACUUUCGCUCUAUCCGAAAACGGCCCAGGGGCUGUUUUCGUCAAUGUCUGUGCCGACCACGCCCACGAGCAGCUUGCCCAAGUCGCGCGCCACCGCAUCGUCGCCCUCGCUCGCACAGUACUCGUUCGCCUUGUCGCCCUUCCCGUCGCCGCUGGCGUCGCCCCUCACGUCGACCUCGCCGCGCGUGUCGCCCACCUCCUCGCCGCGCUCUUCGUCGAUGUCGUCGUCGCCCGCCUCGUCUCCCUACGCUUCGCCGCGGUUCGACCCGGAGACGCCCAGCAGCGUCGGCGGGCCGACCGUGCAGUUUGCCGUGGGCACUGCGGUGCCCCAGCUGCCGCCGCUGCACUACUCCGCCAUCAGCCCCUCGCCCUCGCCCUCCACCUCCGCUACCACACCAGCGAUCCCUUCCUGCUCUUCGUCUUUCUCUUCGGCAUCGGCGGCCGUGACGUCAGCGGCGUCAUCGUCGUCGACGUCGUCGCCUUCGAUUCCGGGCCUUCACCUUCAGCUCUCGUCACCUUCUUCGGCCAACGUAGGCGCCUCGUCGCCGCUGUCGCCCGGCUCCUACAGUCUCAUUCUCAGGGUGCAGAAAGAAGACAAGGACAAGGACGGUAGCGCCGCCGGCAACGGCUGCAACGGCAACGGGAGCAGCAUCGGCGGCGGCGGCGCUAGCAGCAGCAAGGCCGAGGCUCGGAGCGAGCUCAAGCGCGCGUCCACCCGCCUGCCGGUCCCCUCCACGCCGAGAGCCCACGGCACGGUGACGCCUCGCGCUUCGGUGGGAACGCCGACCCAGCGUCAGCCUUCGCCACGGCCGUCGUUGAGUUCGGUGGUGAGUGAGGCCAAGGACAGAAUGGACGAACCUUCGAAGACGCUCAGUUUCGACAACUUUGACAUCGUCGACAGCGGCAUGCAGUUCCAAACGAGAACGACUAAAGAGCGAUGGGAGAUCGAGCCCUCCGAGUUGGAGUUCAUUCGUGAGAUCGGCCAGGGCGCCUUUGGCGUCGUGUGGCUCGCCAAGUGGCGCAACAGCGAGGUGGUGGUCAAGAAGCUCUUCUCCGACCAACGGCUCUCACCCAAACAGCUCAAGGAGUUCAAGGGCGAGGCCAACAUCAUGCUGCGCCUGCGCCCCCACAAGAACAUUGUGCAGCUCAUGGGCGUGUGCCUCCACCCGGACAACCUGAGCCUGGUGGUGGAAUACGUGCCGCUGGGCGACCUCUGCUCGCUGCUGCGCCGGGAGCCGCUCUCGCUCUCAGUCAAGAUCCAGCUCCUCAUGGGCACCGCGGCCGCGCUGUGCCACCUUCACCAGGAGAACGUGGUCCACCGCGACCUCGCCGCCCGCAAUCUGCUGGUGACGCUGGCCAACGGCAACUACGAGGUCAAGGUGACCGACUUCGGGCUGUCGCGCAAGUCCAAGGGCACCUACGAGUCCUCGACCGGCUUCGGGCCGCUCAAGUGGAUGGCGCCCGAGUCGAUCCACCCCAAGACCAAGCUCUUCUCCAAGGCCAGCGACGUCUGGGCCUUUGGCGUCGUCAUCUGGGAGAUACUCAUGGACGGCGAGGAACCCUUUGCAGACAUGGAGUCCAUCGACGCCGGAAUGGCGAUAUUGAUGGGUGAACGCCUGGCGAUUCGGGAGGAGUGGCCACCGGAGCUGCAGUCGCUGAUGCACGAAUGCUGGGCGGUGGUGCUGAGCGAGCGCCCGGCCUUCGAGGACAUCUACAAGCGUCUCGAGACCGCGCUGCUGCGUCACCACGAGGAGGUCUCCGCCGGCAACACCGCCUCGCCCGUCACCAGCGUCUGCCCUACGACAACUACCCUGGCCUCUUCGUCCUCCGCCUUGUCCUCCACACCGACUACGGACAGCGAGAAACGACAGCGCCCUCCUUCCCCUUGA